AUGCUGCUGAGGCGCUUGCUGUUGAUCUGUGCUCCACUCUGUGAAGCAACUGAGCUCUUCCUGAUACUCAGCCCCUCUCGGCCCAUAGAGGGGAAUUCAAUGACCCUGGCCUUUGAGACCCAGCCCCUCCAGAAGUUAGAUGUUCAGCUCCAGUUCCACUUCUACAAAGCUGGCAGACCCCUAGGGCUGGACUGGGACAGCAUCCCAGAGCUCUGGAUUCCUGCUGUGUGGAGGGAAGACUCAGGGUCCUACUGGUGUCAAGCAAAGGCAACACCACUCGGAGUCAAAAGGAGCUGCAGAGUCCAGAUCCAAGUACACGGACUCCCCAUCAGUAAUGUGAGCUUGGAGAUACAACCUCCAGGUGGAUACAUGAUGGAGGGAGAAAAGCUGGUUCUUGUCUGCUUGGUCACUGGGGGCACAGGAGAUAUCACCUUCUUCUGGUACGAAGGGGCCCUGGGUUUAAACCUGGAAAUGAAGACGACGGUGACGUUUGGGAUCUCUGUGGUGAAGGAGAGUGACUCUGAGCAAUAUUACUGUGCGGCUGACAAUGGCUAUGGCCCCAGGCUCAGUGAGCUGGUGAGCAUCACUGUCAGAAUUCCAGUGUCUCACCCUGUCCUCACCCUCAGGGCUCCUGGGGCCCAGGCUGUGUUGGGGGAUGUGGUGGAGCUUCACUGCAAGGUCUGGAGAGGCUCUCCCCCAAUCCUGUACCAGUUUUAUCAUGAGGAUGUCGCCCUGGGGAGCAGCUCAGCUCCCUCUGGAGGAGGAGUGACUUUCAACCUCUCUCUGACUGCAGAACAUUAUGGAAACUACUACUGUGAGGCCAACAAUGGCCUGGUGGCCCAGCGCAGUGAGGUGGUACCACUCAAUAUCAUAGGAAGUCGUUCAGCCAGGGAUCCACUCAGGAGCCUUCCCAGCCCUGUACCCCAAGAAUCCACCUACCUCAACUCACAAGCCCCAGAGCAACUACACCCUAACUAUGAAAAUGGUGAGGCUUCCCAAAUGACCUGGGCCAAAGUAGGCAGACCAAGCUGGGGAAGAAGCAAUAAGGUGAUGUCUAUUAACCAAAUCUGACCCUGCUGUGUCCCAGCUACCUCUACAAAUAAAUGAC
Orcinus orca (killer whale) is the source of this 1108-nucleotide messenger RNA. RefSeq names its product Fc receptor-like protein 1. Gene Ontology annotation, biological process: cell surface receptor signaling pathway. The record is from RefSeq and is a predicted model, not a curated record. Gene Ontology annotation, molecular function: transmembrane signaling receptor activity. Lineage: Eukaryota; Metazoa; Chordata; Mammalia; Artiodactyla; Delphinidae.